Closterium sp. NIES-65 is the source of this 773-nucleotide messenger RNA. Lineage: Eukaryota; Viridiplantae; Streptophyta; Zygnematophyceae; Desmidiales; Closteriaceae. The record is from the annotation of a GenBank genome assembly.
GAAGAUCAUCAUCAAAACCUAUCCUCUCUCACCUAAUCGUCGCUCUCCUCCACCUCUCCCUUUCUCCCGUCCUCCUUCCCUCCCUCUGUCUCUCCCGCCGUCUCUCCCUCGCUCCCUUCAUUCAGCCGUUCGGGGUGGAUGAACCAGAGAAACCAGCAGAGCCCGUGCCAAAGGCGAAGGAGCAGAAGAAGCCGCGCAACAUCGAUUUCUUCAUGCAGGAGCUGAAGCAGGAGCAGGAGCUGCGCGAGCAGAGGGAGAAGGAGCUCAAAGAGCGAGCGGAAGCGAGGGCGGCAGGCAAGCCGUAUGGGAACGAGGGGCAGCCGUCGCUGCUGGGGAGUGAGGGGACGGAUCUGCUGCAACCGUUCCCAGACGGGGUUCGAAGAAGGCCGUCCAAGUUCGACACAGGCCCGCCCCUCAUUGCCACGCCUCCGGGCAUCACCACUGUUUCCACCGACGAUGGGGGAGACCCCCUCACCACCAACCUUUAUGUCGGCAACCUGUCUCCCAAGGUCGAUGAGAAUUUCCUGCUACGGACGUUUGGGCGGUUUGGGCCGAUAGCGAGUGUGAAGAUCAUGUGGCCGCGCACAGAGGAGGAGCACCGGCGGCAGCGCAACUGCGGCUUCGUGGCGUUCAUGAAGCGCGCCGAUGCUGCCAAGGCCAAGAACGAGAUGGACUGUAUGUGGGGAAAAGGGGGAGAGUGGGGGGACAUGGCAGGGAAUGGCUGGGGGGCAGAGCGGUGGAGUUUGGGGGAGAAUGGUGGGAAUGGCUUCUGA